AUGAUGAAGACGAAGAAAGAGGGGGCUUCUGCGAUGAUGCUAGUGCUUUUUGUGUCUUCGAUUUUAACAGGUGCAGUUUAUCGUUUUGCAAAUAGGCAUGAAGAGAAGCUCACCAAUUUAGAGUCAGAGAACAAAGUUCUACGUCAGCAGGCUUUAUCAAUGGCUCAAAGUAAUAAGUUACAAUCAGGACGCUCAAAGUCAAUUAUUCAGAGGGCUGAAAGCACAAAAAAUGCUGUAGAUCUGCAUAGUGCUUCAAUGAGCUCAAGGGAUCACUUGGAGGUAGAAGAGAGACCACAAAAAUCUCUUAAUGAGAAACAGCAGGAGUAUCAGGAUUUGCUCAUCCGAUGCAUUGCACAGCACCUAGGCUUCUCUAGGGGCAGACCGGUUGCUGUCUGCAUCAUAUACAAAUGCCUUAGGCAGUGGAGAUCAUUUGAAGUCGAGAGAACCAGCAUUUUUGAUCGCAUAAUACAAACUAUAGGCCAUGCUAUUGAGAUCCAGGACAACAAUGAAAACUUGGCCUAUUGGCUGUCUAAUGCAUCAACUCUGCUGCUACUGCUGCAACGUACAUUGAAAGCUGGUGGUGCUGCUGGAAUGACUCCCCAACAUCGACGUUCAACAUCAGCUACUCUAUUUGGCAGGAUGACACAGAGUUUUCGUGGUACCCCACAAGGUGCCGAUCUUUCUUUUGUCAAUGGUGAGUCUGCUGGUGGAGUAGAUACCUUACGCCAAGUUGAAGCCAAAUACCCCGCUUUGCUGUUCAAACAACAACUGACAGCAUAUGUGGAGAAAAUAUAUGGGAUGCUCCGUGACAAUCUGAAAAAAGAGAUAUCUCCGCUUCUUGGGUUGUGCAUUCAGGUUCCUCUUGCAUUAGAUUUGGGCUCCAUUGGUGUUACUCCAUUGAUUUUGCAAUGGAUGUGGGCACCAAGAAUUUCAAGAGCUAGCUUAGCUAAGGGGAUAGCACGUACAUUGGCAAAUGCUGCUGCUCAGGAGAUUCUCAUUGCUCAUUGGCAAGGUAUCGUGAAGAGUCUUGGAAAUUUCCUGAGCACGCUGAAAACAAAUCAUGUUCCCCCAUUUUUGAUUCGCAAAGAAUUCACACAAAUAUUUUCUUUCAUCAAUGUGCAAUUAUUCAACAGCCUUCUACUAAGACGAGAAUGCUGCUCAUUUAGUAACGGCGAAUAUGUCAAAGCAGGAUUAGCUGAAUUGGAACAUUGGUGCUACAAGGCAACUGAUGAGUAUGCAGGUUCAGCUUGGGAUGAGCUCAAGCAUAUAAGACAGGCUAUUGGGUUUCUGGUCAUACAUCAAAAGCCGAAGAAGACACUGGAUGAAAUAAGUCAUGACCUGUGCCCAGUGUUAAGCAUUCAACAGCUCUACAGAAUCAGCACAAUGUACUGGGAUGACAAGUAUGGCACACAUAGCCUUUCCCCUGAUGUUAUAUCCAACAUGAGAGUGUUAAUGGCUGAAGAUUCAAAUAAUGCUGUCAGCAGUUCAUUCCUUCUGGAUGAUGAUUCGAGCAUCCCAUUCUCAGUUGAUGACCUAUCCAAAUCAAUGGAUCACAUCGAUAUUUCAGACAUUGAGCCGCCACCUCUUAUUCGGGAAAAUUCUGGCUUUAGUUUCUUACUGCCGCGUGCUGAAUAG
Ilex paraguariensis (yerba mate) is the source of this 1635-nucleotide messenger RNA. Lineage: Eukaryota; Viridiplantae; Streptophyta; Magnoliopsida; Aquifoliales; Aquifoliaceae. The record is from the annotation of a GenBank genome assembly.